Messenger RNA from Ananas comosus (pineapple), 1695 nucleotides. Its product is annotated as probable glycosyltransferase At5g25310. The transcript has 5 exons. Bases 138 to 1655 code for a protein of 505 amino acids. Lineage: Eukaryota; Viridiplantae; Streptophyta; Magnoliopsida; Poales; Bromeliaceae. Gene Ontology annotation, molecular function: glycosyltransferase activity. The record is from RefSeq and is a predicted model, not a curated record.
UCUCCUAAUCCUUGCAUGAAAGGAAAAGGGAAACACACACAUUGACGUCGCAUACUUAUAUAUACAGUACACACACAUACAUACAUACACAUGUGUUAUAUUAUAUCCUUUGUAUUUCUUAUUAGAAGAUAAUUAUUAUGGCUUGUUACUGGAGCCGUGUGUUUCCGAUAUACCUGCUCCUCGUCAUCGCCGCCGCCGCCGCUGCAGUCGUCGUCGUCGUCGUGCGCGUAUUUUCGUGCUGCGGAUCGCCGCCGCCGCCGCUGCCGCAGCCGUUUACGGUCGCGUUGGUGCCCUCCGACAUCGUCCGCCGCCUUCGAACCCAGCAGUCGACGUCGCCCCUCCCCCGCCGCCCCGCCCUCGACCAACCCUACCGUGCCGUCCUCCCCGACGCUGCCACGAAGAAGAAGAAGAAUAAUGAGAGUGCGAGGGAGAGGGGAAACGGUGACGGAAGCGGGGGAAACGAUCUAGACGCAGUAGAGAGGGACCUGGCGAGGGCUCGCGGGGCGAUACGGAGGGCCGUUUCCCGGAGGAGGGGAAACGCGUUCUCGGCGUUUCCCGCCCUUCACGGAGAACACGUGCCCCUACCAAACGUGUACCGAAACCCCGCCGCCUUUUUACAGAGUUACGCAGAGAUGGAGAAUCGGUUCAAAGUUUUCGUGUAUGAGGAGGGCGAGCCCCCGCUGGCGCACCACGGCCCUUGCAAGAACAUCUACACGACCGAGGGUCGGUUCAUCGAGACGCUGGAGUCGAUGACGCAGCAGUCGGCAACCGGAGUCCGGACGUGGGACCCACGUCGAGCCCACGCCUUCUUCCUCCCCUUCAGCGUCACCGAGAUGGUCCAGUUCAUCUACCUCCCCCUCUCAUACGACCACCGCCCGCUUCAGCGCUUCGUCGCGGACUACGUCGACGUCGUCGCCUCCAAGCACCCCUUCUGGAACCGCACCGGCGGCGCCGACCACUUCAUGCUCUCCUGCCACGAUUGGGGCCCCCAUGCUUCGAGAGGCCAUCCGGAGCUCUACACCAACUCCAUUCGGGCUCUCUGUAACGCCAACACCACGGAAGGCUUUCAGCCAGCAAAGGAUGUCAGCAUCCCAGAGAUCAACCUCCUGACGGGCGACAUCCCACACCAGCUCCUCUCCCCGCCUCCCGACCUCCCCGCCCGCCGCUUCCUCGCAUUCUUCGCAGGCGGCCUCCACGGCCCCAUCCGCCCUCUCCUCCUCCAACACUGGAAGGGCCGCGACCCCGACCGCCUCCCCGUCUACGAGUAUCUCCCAAAGGGACUCGACUACUAUCAUUUUAUGCUGCACUCGCGCUUCUGCCUCUGCCCCAGUGGUCACGAGGUGGCGAGCCCGAGGAUUGUCGAGGCGAUCUAUGCAGAGUGCGUGCCGGUGGUGAUCUCCGAGGGGUACGCGCUGCCGUUCGCGGACGUGCUGCGGUGGGAGGCAUUCUCGGUGUCGGUGGCGGUGGGCGACAUCCCGCGGCUGAGGGAGGUGUUGGAGCAGAUUCCGGCGGCGGAGGUGGAGAGUUUGAGGGAAGGGGUGAGGGCAGUGAAACGGCAUUUCGUGUUCAACCACCCUCCAAAGAGGUUUGAUGUGUUUAACAUGAUCUUGCAUUCAGUUUGGCUCAGGAGACUCAAUCUGAAGCUUGGACACUAGCUAAUAGUGCAUGCAAUAGUACUACUACUACUACUACUAU